AUGAAGAAGAAACAAGGUCUUUCAAGACAAUAUGACUCGAUAAUACAAGAUCAACUGUCGACAGAAAUAAUCGAGAAAGUAGAUAUUCACUACACUGAGGGAUUAGUGCAUUAUAUUCCUCACCACGCAGUUAUAUCACCCCUCAAGAUAACAACUAAAGUGAGAAUCGUGUAUAAUGCUUCCGCAAAGACGAAAAGGGAAGUGAAGAGUCUAAAUGAGUGCUUAUAUAGAGGCCCAGUUCUUCUACAAAACUUGUGCGGGAUGUUGAUAAGAUUUAGAAUAUAUAGAAUAGAUAUUGAAAAGGCAUUUUUGGAAGUUGGACUUCAGCCAAGGGAACGGAAUGUAACAAGAUUCUUAUGGUUAAAGGAUUGA
Messenger RNA from Mytilus trossulus (common blue mussel), 372 nucleotides. RefSeq lists its product as uncharacterized. The record is from RefSeq and is a predicted model, not a curated record. The coding region runs from base 1 to 372 and encodes 123 amino acids. Lineage: Eukaryota; Metazoa; Mollusca; Bivalvia; Mytilida; Mytilidae. The transcript has a single exon.